Colossoma macropomum (tambaqui) is the source of this 2880-nucleotide messenger RNA. RefSeq lists its product as uncharacterized. Lineage: Eukaryota; Metazoa; Chordata; Actinopteri; Characiformes; Serrasalmidae. The transcript has 10 exons. The record is from RefSeq and is a predicted model, not a curated record. The coding region runs from base 92 to 1054 and encodes 320 amino acids.
GGCGUGUUUAUGACUCCGUCUCUCUCAGACUAACGUUCCAAGCCGUGUCUGUUUCAGAACCGGGUUCUCUGUGUCAGUGUCCAUUUACAGGAUGAAGCUCUUUCUGCAUCUGUGUUUCUUUGCUGUGUUUAUUUUUACUGUAGAUGGACAGAUGGCGGAUCUCUGCACAGGAGUCAUGGACUUUGAUCCCUGCAAAGACUCUAAUUCCUGGAACUGUAAUUUAAACGUCAGCGCGUGCUUCUGCAAAUCAGAGAAGCCUUUCUGCAGGUGUAAUAACUUUAAAGAUGAGUUCUAUCUGGGCGAGGACUGUAAUCAGAAGUGGACGACGCUGACCUUCGCCCUUGUGGCCUCUCUUCCUGGAAUCACUCUGGCUCUGGUGGUGGGAGUGACCGUCCACAUCAUACACACCUGUCAGAAAUCCAGUGAGAGCAGCGGAGGAAACAAACAGCAGUCCAGUUCCCCUACGACAGAGGAGACCAUGUUCCCUGGAAUAGUUUUUGCAUCUGAUGUGAAUGCUCGUCCUAAAGGUCAUCCUAAUGGUCAUCCUCCUGAUCCGAGCCCACCACAAGGUGGAUUUACUGCGCCAACUGCAUCCUCACGCCCGUACAGCAUUCAAGAUAACUCACGUCCUUUUGCUGAGAAACCAUCAAUGGGAGACGCUCGGCCGCCCUACAGCUCAUCUGCUAGCAUGCGUCCAACAGCUGAUAGACCACCAAUGGGAGGGCCUCAUCAACCCAACAGCACAUAUGAUAGCAUUCUACCAUCAUCACCCAGAGCAGGGGGCUCAUUUAAUAGGCCGGGUCUAGGAGGACCCCAACAGCCCUACAGCUACACAGCAGGUCCAGGUCAGGUGCUCAGUAACCCGUACGCUAAAAGCAGGAAUCCGUAUGAAGAGCGCAGUCCGUCUCCAGAUCAGUACAGGAGCUACAACCCACCUUCAUCACCUCAGGCUUACGACGACAGGAGAAUGGGUCCAUCUUCAGUGCCCUCCUACGCUGCUCCAGACUACAGCAACCGCAGCGCUUUCCCUCGAGCUCAGAUCAACCGCAUGUAAUGAAGAGAGUCACCCAGAGAGAAGCAGACGCGUUCAGACUGUAAAUAUGAAAUGUACUGCUAGUCAAAGGUUUACAUACAUCUCACUUUUCAAAACAUUUUUAAUAUAAAUGAUCAUGUCUUUUUUGUCGUUUUACUGUAUUAAAGCCUCCUCUGGUUUUUUAGAGUGAACAUCACACGUAAAUAUUUCUGCCAAUAUUAAGAAAAUCAGGGCAGAGUAGAUUUAUAGCUGCUGUUCACACGUUUGACCACCAGGUGUAUGUCAAUGUGCACCAGUUUUAAAAGCUGAGAGUAAUAAACUCUUUUUAGAUAUAGUGCAAAAUAAAGCAUCUCUGCUUAGCAACAGUGCUAGCUUAGGAAUAAAGACAAAGGCCACGCCCUCUUGUUGUAAAGUCAGCACUCAAAUCUUUCAGUUUUUGAACCACCUUUAGGGCCGGAAGAGUUAAAAAAUGAGCUUUUAACAAUAGCUUGGGAAAGAAGUAUCAAAUCAAAAGAACAGCAAGAAAAUUCUAAAUUUUAAAAGAACGAAAGAUGGCUCCAAACUUUUGAUGGGCAGUUUGGAUUUUCUUCAUUUUUAAACCAGCUACAUUUCUAUUUUUUGUAAUCUUGUUUAAAUUGUCAUUCAUCCUGAUAAAUUAAUUGUCAUAUAUUUAUGGUUAUUACAAAAACUUUUACAAUCUAAAUGUGUGGAUUUAUUUAUGACCUAAAAUUAAGAUGUAUCUGCACUGUAUUGUAUCAAAUACAUCUUUGUUUUAUGGUUUUAUUACCUGAACAUCUAAUUAAAAAUAUUUUGAAAUUGUUGAAACAUUAAUCUGUAAUUUUUCUUCAUAUUCACAUAUUAAUUAGCAUUAAUUAAGCUUUGUAAACAUUUUACAUCUAAUUACAUCUUUUUGAUUUCUCCAAAUUUCAAUUUUUUUUCUCUCAAGAAUAUCAUUUACCAGUUUAGAUGCAUUGUACAGCAUGACACAAUUUGUUGGAAACAGAUAAAUCUGGAAUUACUCAUUUCUGAAAUCUGUACAGCUGUAGUUUUAUUUAUUUUUUAAACUUUGUGCCAAAACUGGCCUUAAACAUCUGUGUCCUAGAGGUUUUGUUGAUCACUAAUCUCUUUAAAAUCACUGAAAGUUUACAUAAAAUCCAAAUAUAUGGGUUUAUAUAUUUAGACAAUUUUGUUACAAAUUACUGUCUAAUAUUUGUCAGAAUGAUAAUGAUAAACGUUUUGUGUCCUUAAAUUUAUCCAGAAGCCAAAAUUGUCUAAAUUUGCAUGGAAACAAUUCAACAUUUCUGCUAACAUGUUAGGUCAGAUUGUAAUAAUGGUACAUCAUUUUUCAAUUGAUUUUGAUUUGAUUUUAUUUGUUUUUGAAAAUUAAUUUAAUCAAAAUUAAUGAGAAUUUUGAAACGGCUGAAAAUUUCACACAAAGCCGAGACUUUAAACCCUCAAACAUUGUCCGAUUUGGUCGAUCUUUAUGCUUAAUUUAAUUAAGAAGUGCUGUGAAUUUUUUCAACAAUUUCCUAAAAAAUAAAGCUAAGUUUUUGGAAAGAUAAACAUAAAAUGGUUUACUAUUGAAUUUAUGUUUCCAAGAAACAUUGGAUAUAAUACACCAUUUAAAGACAUUUUUCAAAAAAUGUGUCAUUUUUCAUGAAAUUAAAAGUGAAAAAACAGUACAAUUAUGCACAUGAAGGUAAGACUACGGCCUUACAUAUUCGGUUUGUAGAAUUAUGUGAAAUAUGUGGAAAUAUGUGAAAUGAUUUUUAUAUUUGUUUUAGAUGAUAAGUGCGUCUGUGAACUGUUAAGUGAUAUCUCUCCAAAAAUAAAGCUGUAAAUAUAGA